Messenger RNA from Botrytis deweyae, 831 nucleotides. RefSeq lists its product as uncharacterized. The record is from RefSeq and is a predicted model, not a curated record. NCBI's taxonomy places the organism in Eukaryota, Fungi, Ascomycota, Leotiomycetes, Helotiales, Sclerotiniaceae. The transcript has a single exon. Bases 1 to 831 code for a protein of 276 amino acids.
AUGUCUGCCAACAACGGUAUUUCCACAAUCCACGAUACCGUAACCAAUAAAGAUGUUCCCUUCAGUCGGCGAUUCCCAGCAGAUAUUGAGUCAAUGAUAUUCGAGGAAGCCUGUUAUAACGAACGUGUCGUAUGGAUACGUGAAUCGCGGUUUAAGGUCGCAAUCGAUAGCGGAUACAGGUCACUUUAUCGCUUCCGAAGUAAUCAACCCGUCCCAGCCAUCAUGCACGUCAAUGCAAAUGCUCGAGAAAUAGCUUUACGGCAUUACAAAGCCGGCUUCGCCGCUGAAAAGAAUUUCAACAAGCUAGACCCACCAGAGAUAGAGAAUCAUCGCAUCUAUCUAAAUCCAGCUUCUGAUAUUGUUUGGCCGGUAGAUUCAGUGAGUAGUCAUUUUGUGAAAAGCUUGAGAGAUUUAAAUGUAGAGACGAUUGCCAUAGACAUCUUCCCUAUGCUUAAUAUUCUCAGAGGGUAUUUCAAUUACGCCCUCUGCCCCAGAAAUGGUUCCCAUAAAGCCGGCUGGGUCGAAAGAGACACUGAGGCUACAAAUCUUUGGAUUCAUGAUCAACCUACAGAGCUCUUUUGUGGGUCAUAUAUAAGCAUAUUGCAUGGUUCAUCAGAAUUUGGACUACCUUAUUGCUGUGAUGCGAUGAGAUGUUCCACUAAUUUGGUGAGGGAACUCGCCGCAACUCAUUCACGACAAGUCAGAAAGAAUCAUUAUAAGGGCAACGAAGGAACCCGGGCACAGAGGUUACCUCAAUGCCCAGAAUGGCUUUUCGAAAGAUCAGGCAACUGGCAGAGACCCAGGAACAAGUUCUUGCUUCAUUGGCGUUAG